Messenger RNA from Leptosomus discolor (cuckoo roller), 1193 nucleotides. The record is from RefSeq and is a predicted model, not a curated record. Lineage: Eukaryota; Metazoa; Chordata; Aves; Leptosomiformes; Leptosomidae.
AUGGACAACAGGUCUUCAGUCCUGCAGAGAAGCAUAUAUACUUCUGUUUGCACUGAAGCAAUGGACACGUUGACGUGCUGUAUAUUGAACAACUAUGCAACGUUGGUAUCGAGAAGGUCAAGACUUCAGGAUUGUUCUACACAUCAAACAAAAUCAGUUCAGAGCUGUGAUGGAGUAUCAGACAUAGACAGCUACAAAUCAAGAGCAUUAACUGCGCUCUCUGUUUCAAAACUCUGGCAUGUCCAGAGGGCGUUUGAAGUAUCCAAAGUUAUUAAACUGCAGCCAAGUGUAAUCAAAGUCAUAGCUUACAAAAAUGGCACAAAGAUCUUUGCUAAAGUUUCUGUGUCCUUAAUUAAGCCACUGCUGGAGGACUGCUCUGAAAAGCUGAAUCUGAACAUGGCUGCACGAUGAGUGUUCUUGGCAGACGGCACUGAAGCACUAGAACCUAAAGACAUACCCCAUGAUGCCGAUGUUUAUAUUUCAACUGGAGAGACCUUUUUAUAUCCAUUCAAAAAAAUAAAAGACCAUCUGUCAUUAAUGAAGAAAGUAUCUUGGACAGUGAAUGGCCUGGUUCUUCAUGAUGGUGUCAAGCAAAAGAAAACCAAACCUAUCAUUUCCAACCGCAUAUAGAAAAUUAUUGAGGACACCUCUGACAGAAUUUUAGUGUUUAAGAACUGCACAGGGCAGGAUAACUAUGAGACUAUUGCAUCACAAAAUCAAAUUGAAAAGGUUUUAGAAGAACUGAUAUGCUGUCUUUGUUUUCAGCUCCUCCGCUUGACAGAUGCCUGCAAAAUUCCAUCACACCUUUGUGUGGACCUGUUUGGGUCUUUAAGAGAGAAGGUUUCAGCCUCUCAGCAGCAAAGAUUUGUAUCCCAGGAGCUCUAUUGGCCCUGCACCACGAUUAAAGUCUGCAAACUGUUGCAAACAGUUAGAAAGGAAAGACGUGAAGGUUUUGGAACAAAUCCGAGAGUACGCAGAGCAGAAGGCGGGGACGACAGCUUGCACCGGGCCUGUGACCGGAGAAACCCGAGGUGUCUAACCACGCCUCAGGAGUCAGCAGUGCUCGCAGAGCAAUCGCUUUUCAGUCAAAGACCGCGGCAGAAGGAAGAGGACCCAAGAUUCAGAACCGUCUUGAGGGGGACGAGAUGGCCAACCGCCCCUCCGCGCUGCGCGCUCCAUGCGCCGCUGGGCGG